AUGAUAGUAAACGAUCUACAACCUUUUUCAAUUGUCGAGGAUCGGGGUUUUCGUAAACUUUUAAAUGAACUUGAACCGUCUUAUGUCGUACCACACAGAUCAACCUUUAGCAAACUUUUAAUGCCAGCUAAAUAUGAAAGAAAAUUUCUCGAAGUUAAAGCUCUCCUCAAAACUGCUGAAUAUAUCACAUUAAGUACCGACAGUUGGACUUCUAUUAAUACAGAAGGAUAUGUAGCAGUUACAGCACACUUUAUAGCGACUGAUUGGCAGUAUUAUGGGUGUUUACUGUCAUGUUUUAAAUAUGAUGGGAGGCAUACUGUUGAAAAUAUAGCUCGUGAAUUACGGCGAGUUGCAGAUGAAUGGAGCAUUUCUGACAAAGUAUACGCUAUAACUACCGACAAUGCGGCAAAUAUUAUAGCGGCAGUAAAAAUAACUGGUUGGGUGCAUAUUCCUUGUUUUGCACACACUAUCAAUCUGAUCGUUAGGAAUGGAUUGGUGCACAUAGAGGAGCUGCAAAAAAAAGUUAAAAAAAUAGUUGAACAUUUUCAUAGGAGUUCUCAAGCCACCGCUAAAUUUUUUGAAACUCAGUCUCAAAUGAAUCCCAAUGCUACUCCUUUAAAACUAAUUAAUGAUGUACAAACAAGAUGGAAUUCAACAUAUUAUAUGUUAGAAAGGGUAGUUAAAUUAUGUAAUCCAUUAGCUGCCACAGUUGCUGUCUUGCAUAAUCCAGUAAGUUUACCGACGGAAGAAGAAUGGUUACUAUUACAGGAAUUCUGUAAAAUAUUAAAACCAUUUGAGGUUGUUACUGUAGAAAUGAGUUCCGAAAAACAAAUAACUCUGUCCAAAGUAAUUCUUAUUAUUAAGGGGGUAAUAUCAUCUUUAGAGCGAAUAAGAGUUCAAAUUACGAGUCAAUUAGGAAGAGAUUUAAUACAUUCAUUGCUAGCCUCAAUAACUACACGUUUUGGGAACCCUGAAAAUAAUACAAUAAUGGGAAAACCUUCUUUUCUGGAUCCAAGAUUUAAAUCUAAGGGACUUAAUAACGAUGACUGUUUAAAAAAGGUUAAAGAGAGACUUCAAGAAGAAUUAGUUGGGCUAAUUAAAAAAAGUCAACAAGACGAUACGGCCCCAGAGCCUUCCAAUGAUAUACAUUAG
Molecule: messenger RNA, 1152 nt
Organism: Diabrotica balteata
Lineage: Eukaryota; Metazoa; Arthropoda; Insecta; Coleoptera; Chrysomelidae
Source: the annotation of a GenBank genome assembly